AUGGCAAAUCAUCAACAUCAACAUCAUCAUCAUUCUUAUUAUUAUCUGAAACCUUCCAAUUUUUUUAAUGAAUAUUUUGACUGCCGUUUUGGACUCAUAAUGACCGAGUUAAGAAAAUUAUCAAUAAACAAUGCUGAUGAUGAUGAGAUAAAUGAUGAAAAAAUUAUGACGACGACAACAACAACAAUAAAUAACAAUAGUAAAAGAAAUAGUGAAACCGACAACAAUUUUGAAAUUGAAUCCACCGCAACAACAACAACAACAACAAAUUGUCCAGCCGAUUGUGAUGGUAUAACAAUGUGGCCGGAAACUAAACGGUCAAAUGUUCAUUAUAUAUUCUGUUAUGAAAUAUUGAAAAAUCUUCAUGAACGUACUGCUUUCAGUGUUGUUGAUGGUGGUGGUGGUAAUUCAAUUUCAGAUGAAACCAAUGAAAAUCAUCAUCAAAACAAUGAUUGGACAUUGUCGUCCGAUCAAAAUGAUUUUCACCAUAAUCAUCAUUCAUCAUCAUCAUCAGCAGUAGCAGCAGCAAAAGUUUCCAGAUAUUGUAAUGAUGAUGGAAUCUGGGAAUCCAGUGCAAAUUAUUCAACAUGUGGCCUAGAUAAUGAUAAAUUGUUUUUGUUGACCACAAAUCAAUUGCAGAAAAUUUUCGAAAUCCGUGAACGUAUGAUACAUAGCAAAUUUACACAGAAUAAAGAAAGUGAACAGGCAUUUAUUGAUUGUAUCGAUAAUGUACUGUCAUUGCCACCAUCAAAUCAAUUGGCCAAACCAUUCUGUGAACGUACAUUCGAUGGUUGGACCUGUUUCAAUGAUACUCCAGCUGGUGAAGUAUCAUAUUUUUCUUGUCCAGAUUUUGUAUAUGGAUUCAAUCCACAAAAUCAAGCACAUAAAACAUGUACAAAAGAAGGAAAAUGGCGUGUACAUCAUGAAACACAUGUACCAUGGACUAAUUAUACAUCAUGUGUUGAUAUUCCGGAUUUUCAUUUUCGCAACAUGAUCAUCAAAUUACACAUUGUUGGCUAUUCAAUAUCAUUGGUUGCAUUGCUAAUUUCACUUACAAUUUUUGUUUCAUUCAAAACAUUAUCAUCACAGACACGAAUACGUAUACAUAAAAAUCUUUUUGUAAGUUUUAUCAUCAACAAUUUCAUGUGGAUCGUUUGGUAUCUGGUGAUCAGGGAUGGAAAUAUUUUAUUUGAAAAUGGUUUUCCAUGUCAAGCAUUACAUGUUGUUCUACAUUAUUUUCUUGUCUGUAAUUAUUUUUGGAUGUUUUGCGAAGGACUUUAUUUACAUACCAUAUUGGUGAUUGCAUUUGUUUCGGAGGAAAAAAUUCUUAAAUGGUUCUACAUGAUUGGUUGGGCAAUACCGAUCAUAUUUGUAUCGGCAUAUGCAACAUUUCGUGCAUUUUCUUCCGAUACAAAAAACUGCUGGAUUGAUGAAAGUCCAUAUUUAUGGAUAUUAAAUAUUCCGGUCAUUAUAUCAUUUGUGUUGAAUACUUUUUUUCUUAUCAAUAUUGUUCGUGUUCUUGUUACGAAAUUACAAGCUGUCAACACGGCCGAUGCACAUCAUACAAGGAAAGCAGUUCGUGCAACUUUGAUAUUGAUUCCGUUAUUAGGCCUACAUUUUAUAUUGACACCAUUUCGUCCGGAAACAAAUGAUUCAGCAGCACGUGCAUAUGAAAUAUUUUCCGCCAUCGUUUUAUCAUUACAGGGUUUUUGUGUAUCAAUUUUAUUCUGUUAUUUUAAUGGAGAGGUUUUGACCGUUGUCAAGAAAAAAUGGAAUCAAUUCUUACUUGUACAUGGAUAUACCAGUAAUAAUAAUAAUCAACGGAUUACAUCACAUCAUGGUACAGAAAUAUCGAUUAAUCUUUCCGAUUAUGAAAUUAAUGAAAACUUUCAUCAUCAUCAUCAUCAUCAUCGUAACAAUAUUUUGAAUAAUAACGGUAACAACAACAACAACAACAACAAUAAUAAUGAAUUAAUGCAUUUGGCUGAAAAGAAUAAUAACAAGAAUAAUGGAGAAGAGAUGGAUGGAAAUUAUGUAUACAAUCAUCAUCAUAGUCAUCAUCAACAUCAAAAUCAACAACAACAACAACAACAACAACAACAACAACAACAACAAUUUUCAAGUCAAAUAACAACAGCAGAAGCAGCCGCUACAUGA
This is a messenger RNA of Dermatophagoides farinae (American house dust mite), 2157 nucleotides long. The record is from RefSeq and is a predicted model, not a curated record. Lineage: Eukaryota; Metazoa; Arthropoda; Arachnida; Sarcoptiformes; Pyroglyphidae.